Messenger RNA from Lottia gigantea (owl limpet), 3697 nucleotides. RefSeq lists its product as hypothetical. Gene Ontology annotation, cellular component: septin ring; synaptic vesicle; cell division site. The transcript has 13 exons. The record is from RefSeq and is a predicted model, not a curated record. NCBI's taxonomy places the organism in Eukaryota, Metazoa, Mollusca, Gastropoda, Lottiidae. Bases 566 to 1735 code for a protein of 389 amino acids. Gene Ontology annotation, biological process: cell division; regulation of exocytosis; cytoskeleton-dependent cytokinesis. Gene Ontology annotation, molecular function: molecular adaptor activity; GTP binding; GTPase activity.
UGUGUUAAAACUGUGGUGAACAUAUGACCUCUUAUAAUUUUCUUUUAGCAGACGGCAAUUUGUAGCAGACUUGAAAAUUCAGAUAUUGUGUUACUUGUAGGAUUUCUUUAACAGAAUUUAUAUGGAAUCGUAUUUCUAUUCAAUGUUUUAACACAAAAACCAGCACAGAAUUUGACAUUUAUUGUGCAUUUGCAAGAACGAUUCCUUUGUUUAGCAGAAGUCUAGCAGAAACUAACUGCAUGUAAAAGACUGGAAGCUAUAUGUUGUUAAGUGUGUCGGUUCUAAAUAACUUCACCAAUUAUUGGCUCUCUGACGUGUCUGGGUAACUAAGAUAAGAACGUUCAUUUUACACUUUAUUUUGGCCUUCCAGUAAACUUGGCUUCUGUUCUAGAGAUAAACCUUGUUUCUGCUAUUGCCUGAGAAUUCUAAUAGCGGUAAAAACAGUUGGAAGUUAUAAGACAUUUGCAUUCAUCUAUUCUUUUGAAAUUUUUCAAAUUUUGAAACAUUUGCUACAAAACUGGAUACUCCGGAAGAAAUCAGUGUCAGUGAAGCUGAAAAGCGCACAAUGUUUUCAGCUGGUGGUGGAGAGGAACCCGCUCCAGUGGUUCCUGGAAGUAUUUCUGGAAGUUUAUUUACCUCAAGACAAUUUGUGAACCCAGAACAACCUGGUUAUGUUGGUUUUGCCAAUCUACCAAAUCAAGUACAUAGAAAAUCUGUUAAAAAAGGAUUUGAAUUUACUUUAAUGGUAGUGGGUGAAUCUGGUUUAGGAAAAUCAACUCUAGUCAAUAGUUUAUUUUUAACUGAUUUAUAUCCAGAACGUCAUAUUCCCACAGCAUUAGAGAAAAUCAAACAAACAGUAAAGAUUGAUGCUUCUACUGUUGAGAUUGAAGAACGAGGUGUUAAAUUAAGAUUAACAGUAGUUGAUACUCCUGGAUUUGGAGAUUCAUUAAAUUCUGAUGACUGUUUUAAACCUAUUAUCCAGUAUGUUGAUGAUCAGUUUGAAAGAUAUCUCAAUGAUGAAAGUGGUUUAAACAGAAGACAUAUAGUAGAUAAUAGAGUCCAUUGUUGUUUUUAUUUCAUCAAUCCAUCAGGACAUGGGAUGAAACCACUUGACAUUGCAUUUAUGCGAGCUGUACAUCAUAAAGUUAAUAUUGUUCCCGUUAUAGCCAAAGCUGAUACUUUAACUAAACAGGAAGUUCAAACUUUAAAACGGAAGAUAUUAGACCAGAUAGAUGAAUAUGGUAUCAAUAUCUAUCCACUGCCAGAUUGUGAUUCUGAUGAAGAUGAAGAUUAUAAAGAACAAUGCAGACAGCUGAAGAGUGCUGUUCCCUUUGCUGUUAUUGGUGCUAACACAGUGAUAGAGGUGAAAGGUCGAAAGGUUAGAGGUCGAAUGUAUCCUUGGGGUGUUGUGGAAGUGGAGAAUCCUGAACAUUGUGAUUUUAUUAAAUUAAGGACCAUGUUAAUCACCCACAUGCAAGAUUUACAAGAAGUAACACAAGAGAUACAUUAUGAGAAUUAUCGUGCUGAGAAACUAGCUACUGGGGAACCGGUUAAAAAGUCCAGUCGUGCUCGUCGUCCUGAUAGUCAAGAUACUGAUAAAGAAAAGGAACUACGUGAUAAAGAGGCUGAGAUUCAAAGAAUGCAGCAGAUGUUAGCUAAGAUGCAAGCUGAAAUGACCCAACAGAAAGCUGUACAACAAAAUGGUGAUGUUAAGUCACAUGAUGUUCAAGUUUAAACAUGAUAGUUUAGAUUUCAUUAAUCAAUUGAAUAUGGACCACCAAUAGAUCUGAAAGACCAACUACCACAAGUCAUGAUCACUUCUAUAACUAACUCUAAUAAUAAUAAUAAAUAUUGUCAUGGGAUCAAAUCUCAGUCUUAUCUUUUCUUCUAGUAUAGUUGUUGUUUAGAGACUUUUCGCAUGAUUUAAUUAAUGAAUGAUUUGAAACAGGGUUGUGACACAGAUGGUAUUUUUGAUAAACGAAAACAAAAAAAAUGCAAAUAAAAACAAUUGUUUUGUCUUGAUGUAGUCUUGUUUUGUUUAGAACCCAGAGCUGUCAUCAUUUUCGUUUUUUAGAAGAAAUGUUUAAUAAUUUAUUGUGUUUCAUGUAAAAGACAUGGCUGUUUUCUUCUGAUUUUGUAAAAGUGGUUUGUCAAUUUGCAUUUUGUAAAUAAAGUCAUUAGAAAAGCAUAUUUAAUAUGAGUCAUGUUUUAUGUUCAUAAAAAUUAUUUCAAUUUUAAGCUCAGAAUUUAUAUUGUUUUUGAUUACUUCCCUUGCAUUUACCACUCACAUUACCCUGGUCUCAGCUAUUUCUAAUUUCAUAUUAAGAUAAAGAUUGUUUAGAUGGAUUCAUUGACAGUCACCCAACAUUCAAUAGUUUCUUAUUCAUAAUAGGAUUCAUUCAUUAAAAAAAAUACAAUUUGCGUCAUAAUGUUGCCAUUUGAAUGCAGGGUAGUAUGUCAUGGGCCAGAAAAUCAUCCUCAUUAGAACAUUGACCUAAAUGUUAGAUGCAUUAUCGCUUCCAAUAUGAACAUGUAUACCAAAUACCAAAUGUGUCAAAGGACAAAUAUCAAAUAUGUAAGCUUUUUCUCCAGUCUCUGUUGUAUUCAUAUGAUACAGUAUGCUAUGUAUUUUUUUUAUAAGUUGCAAUAUUUAAUGUGAUAAUUGAUUUCAUGACAAGUUUGAUUUUAUUGAUUCAAUUUUUAGUUAACAUCUAUUUUGAGACACUUACUUGUACAUGUUAACUACUUAAACUACUGAUUAUUUUAUAUUAAGACAUUCUUGUAAAUAUUGUAAUACGUCAUUCUAAGAGUCUGCAAGUUAUUUAAAAUAUCAAGAGAGUUAAGAAAUGUAGAAGCUUUUGAGUCAGUCUUGUAAUUUCAUGUUUUAGAAUGUCUAACAGUUGUUUACCAUUAUCUAAUAACAGUUGAAGUAGGUAAAGAAGUAAGAGAAUAGGCUAAGUAAAUGUAUACAAUACUUGAAACCCAAUUAGUAAAGUAAUUUACAAUGCUCUUUGCAUAAGUAAUGAACCAAUGAUGAAAAUACUCAAACAAUAGUGCUUCAUUAUACCAAUAUUUAUUAUUCAAUCAGUUUGCUUUGUGUUCAUGUACAGUCUAUAUCUUUGUAUAUUUUUUUAAGGCUUCAUGUCGUUAUAUUGAUGUUUUCAGUCAACAUAUUUCUAUUGUCUUCUGCAGAUAUUGUCUUUUAUAAUUGAUGAAUACUGUGUUGACGUAUACUGUUUACAAAAAAUAACAUUAUUGACUUUUGAGAAAUUGGUUUUCUGAGGUGUAUUCAUUUAUUGGAAUGUAAAUUGGCUUAUCCACGAAAUGAAUGAAACUUUAGCCCCAACAAAUACCAAUGAUUUCAUGUUUAAAAUUCUGUUGAUUGAUAACACAAAGAGUAUCCAUUAUGAGCUAAAUCUGAUCUUCAAUUAAAAUUUUGAGUAUGUGUGUUAAGAUAUGUGUCAAUAUGUGCUUUCCUUUUUUACCCAUGUAUUCACUGCCCCACCCCCAUCACCCAUUUUAUCAACCCCAGCUUCAGAAAGAUAUACACAUCUCUUAACCUUUUCUGGGGGCAUAUUUUAGUUUUCUGAAACACCAUCAAUUUAUUUUAAAGUUAUUUUGUAUUUUCUUGCUAUUAUUAAAUAUCAUUGUAUCUGUAUUUUAUGUCAUGUACAUUAAAUAAUUUUCAUAACGUAAA